Molecule: messenger RNA, 6083 nt
Organism: Homo sapiens (human)
Lineage: Eukaryota; Metazoa; Chordata; Mammalia; Primates; Hominidae
Gene: NINL
Product: ninein like
Exons: 25
Coding region: 944-5329 (1461 amino acids)
Cellular component (GO): cytoplasm; centrosome
Molecular function (GO): calcium ion binding
Source: RefSeq, a predicted model, not a curated record
ACAAAGAGCGGCCGGCGGUACGGGGGUGGUGCCGCGCUCCUGGCCCCGCGCGGGCGGACGGCGGAGGCGCCUCCCAGGUGAGCCGGCCCGGGCGUCCGGCGGGACAUUCAGGCGGCUGGUGGGGUCGAGAGUCCGGGGCCGCCCCUGCGUCGCGACCCGCGCCUUAGUCACCAGACCCGGCUCCGGGAGCGCGGCCUCGGGUGCUCCUCGCGGUGCGGGGCGCAGACUCGGCGCAUCUGCUGUGGUGCCUGCUCUUCCGGUCGCCCUCGAGGGCGGGGCGGGGGUCACGCCCUAAAAUACAGCGCCCGCUGGGCCGAACGCUUGAAAACCCGGUUUCCCGACGGCGGCGGCGCGGGCGCCGUGCGAACGAGGGCCCGGGUCCAGCACAGCCCCAAGGCUCGGCCUGAGGCGGGCGGCCUUGGCCGGGGCCCCCCGUGGUAAUGAGCUACGCGGUGCCCGCCGCCUGCCCAGCGCGGGCCGUUUCUCCUGACGCCGCCGGCGUCUGGUCGAGGCCCAGGAUUCCCUCCUGCCAGUGUGGCUGCGGCCCCCCACGGAGCGGGACCCGCGUUCGUGGCGCUUGGGACGGUUGAUUGAAAGGGUGUAGAAGUCUGUUGCGAAUUUUAUCUGUUGUACUCGUUUUGCAGAUUCGCCCCUUUCCUCCCGCCUGUGCGCGCAGUCACACACACCAUGUGGGAGUCUCUGAUCGCGUUGGGUUCAUAAUCAUCGAUCGUGCCUGGGUACUGAUGCCCCAUUGUUAGGAGCUCUGUGUGGGGCUGUAUGUUUGCACAGGACUCACGUGAGGAAGGGUGGCCACGUUUCUUUCUGCUCUGUGAGACUUAGGCCAAGCCCUGGAACUAGGGAGGAGGUUCAGGAAGAGACCCAUGAAGCUGGCGGGGCCUUGGAGAAGGGCAAGUGAUUUUCAAGGUCAGUAGUAAGAGGGGUCAUGAGUAAUGCCUGCUAUGGGAUGGAUGAAGAAGAGAACCACUAUGUCUCGCAGCUCAGGGAAGUCUACAGCAGCUGCGACACCACGGGGACUGGCUUUCUGGACCGCCAGGAGCUGACCCAGCUCUGCCUUAAGCUUCACCUGGAGCAGCAGCUGCCCGUCCUCCUGCAGACGCUUCUCGGAAACGACCAUUUCGCCAGGGUUAACUUUGAGGAAUUUAAGGAAGGUUUUGUGGCUGUGUUGUCUUCAAAUGCUGGUGUUCGCCCCUCAGAUGAAGACAGUAGUUCUUUGGAAUCAGCUGCCUCCAGUGCCAUCCCUCCAAAGUAUGUGAAUGGUUCUAAGUGGUAUGGCCGUCGGAGCCGGCCUGAGCUAUGUGACGCUGCCACAGAAGCCAGACGCGUGCCGGAGCAGCAAACCCAGGCCAGCCUGAAAAGUCACCUCUGGCGCUCAGCGUCUCUGGAGAGCGUGGAGAGUCCCAAGUCAGAUGAAGAGGCCGAGAGCACUAAAGAAGCUCAGAAUGAAUUAUUUGAAGCACAAGGACAGCUGCAGACCUGGGAUUCUGAGGACUUUGGGAGCCCCCAGAAGUCCUGCAGCCCCUCCUUUGACACCCCAGAGAGCCAGAUCCGGGGCGUGUGGGAAGAGCUGGGGGUGGGCAGCAGCGGACACCUGAGCGAGCAGGAGCUGGCUGUGGUCUGCCAGAGCGUCGGGCUCCAGGGACUCGAGAAAGAGGAACUCGAAGACCUGUUUAACAAACUGGAUCAAGACGGAGACGGCAAAGUGAGUCUUGAGGAAUUCCAGCUUGGCCUCUUCAGUCAUGAGCCCGCGCUACUUCUAGAGUCUUCCACUCGGGUUAAACCGAGCAAGGCUUGGUCUCAUUACCAGGUCCCAGAGGAGAGCGGCUGCCACACCACCACAACCUCAUCCCUCGUGUCCCUGUGCUCCAGCCUGCGCCUCUUCUCCAGCAUUGACGAUGGUUCUGGCUUCGCUUUUCCUGAUCAGGUCCUGGCCAUGUGGACCCAGGAGGGGAUUCAGAAUGGCAGGGAGAUCUUGCAGGCUUGCUGCUUCCAGAGCCUGGACUUCAGCGUGGACGAGAAGGUGAACCUUCUGGAGCUGACCUGGGCCCUUGACAACGAGCUCAUGACAGUGGACAGUGCCGUCCAGCAGGCAGCCCUGGCCUGCUACCACCAGGAGCUGAGCUACCAGCAAGGGCAGGUGGAGCAGCUGGCAAGGGAGCGUGACAAGGCAAGGCAGGACCUGGAGAGGGCCGAGAAGAGGAACCUGGAGUUUGUGAAAGAGAUGGACGACUGCCACUCCACCCUGGAGCAGCUCACGGAGAAGAAAAUCAAGCAUCUGGAGCAGGGGUACCGGGAAAGGCUGAGCCUCCUGCGGUCUGAGGUGGAGGCGGAGCGAGAGCUGUUCUGGGAGCAGGCCCACAGGCAGAGGGCCGCGCUGGAGUGGGACGUGGGGCGCCUGCAGGCUGAGGAGGCUGGCCUCCGCGAGAAGCUGACCCUGGCCCUGAAGGAAAACAGUCGCCUACAGAAGGAGAUUGUGGAAGUGGUGGAAAAGCUUUCGGAUUCGGAGAGGCUGGCCCUGAAGCUGCAGAAGGACCUGGAGUUUGUGCUGAAGGACAAGCUGGAGCCACAGAGUGCAGAGCUCCUGGCCCAGGAGGAGCGGUUCGCAGCAGUCCUGAAGGAAUACGAGCUCAAGUGCCGGGACCUGCAGGACCGCAACGAUGAGCUGCAAGCUGAGCUGGAAGGCCUGUGGGCGCGGCUGCCCAAGAACCGGCACAGCCCCUCAUGGAGCCCGGAUGGGCGCAGACGGCAGCUCCCUGGACUCGGCCCAGCAGGCAUUUCAUUCCUGGGUAAUUCUGCUCCAGUGAGUAUAGAAACGGAGCUGAUGAUGGAGCAGGUAAAGGAGCAUUACCAAGACCUCAGGACCCAGCUGGAGACCAAGGUAAAUUACUACGAAAGGGAAAUUGCGGCACUGAAAAGGAACUUUGAGAAGGAGAGGAAGGACAUGGAGCAGGCUCGCAGGCGCGAGGUCAGCGUGCUGGAGGGUCAGAAGGCCGACCUGGAGGAGCUCCACGAGAAGUCUCAGGAGGUCAUCUGGGGCCUGCAGGAGCAGCUGCAGGACACAGCCCGCGGCCCCGAGCCUGAGCAGAUGGGCCUGGCACCCUGCUGCACCCAGGCACUGUGUGGCCUGGCCCUGCGGCAUCACAGCCACCUGCAGCAGAUCAGGAGAGGAAGUGCCUGGUCAUCGCAGACAGGCUGCUGCUCAGCUGGCACCCACUGUCCUGUGGAGAGCAUUGGCCCCGGCUUAGAAGAGGACGGGCCCUCCCACCACACUGGCCAGGCCACCCCCAGCCUGACAGAAAGUCAUCUUUCCGGCCGGAUGCGGUGGCUCACACCUGUAAUCAGCACUUUGGGAGGCCAAGGCGGGAGAGAGGCUGAGGCGGAGCUGAGUGGAGAGCUGUCGGGGCUGGGAGCCCUGCCCGCUCGCAGAGACCUGACCUUGGAGCUGGAGGAGCCGCCGCAGGGACCCCUGCCACGCGGGAGCCAGAGGUCGGAGCAGCUGGAGCUGGAGAGGGCACUGAAGCUGCAGCCCUGUGCGAGCGAGAAGCGCGCCCAGAUGUGCGUAUCGUUGGCCCUCGAGGAGGAGGAGUUGGAGCUUGCCCGCGGGAAGCGAGUGGACGGGCCCUCCCUGGAAGCAGAGAUGCAGGCCCUGCCGAAAGAUGGGCUGGUGGCAGGAAGUGGCCAGGAGGGCACACGUGGCCUCCUACCACUGCGUCCGGGCUGUGGGGAGCGGCCACUGGCCUGGCUGGCCCCAGGUGAUGGCAGAGAGUCUGAGGAGGCGGCAGGAGCCGGGCCUCGCCGCAGGCAAGCCCAGGACACAGAAGCUACGCAGAGCCCGGCCCCCGCCCCUGCCCCGGCAUCCCACGGCCCCUCAGAGAGGUGGUCACGCAUGCAGCCCUGUGGAGUGGAUGGGGAUAUUGUCCCAAAGGAGCCAGAGCCUUUCGGCGCGAGCGCAGCGGGGCUGGAGCAGCCUGGAGCCCGGGAGCUGCCUCUGCUGGGAACAGAGAGAGACGCCUCGCAAACCCAGCCACGGAUGUGGGAGCCACCCCUGAGGCCGGCCGCUUCGUGCAGGGGACAGGCUGAGAGGCUACAGGCCAUUCAGGAAGAGCGAGCACGAAGCUGGAGCAGGGGCACCCAGGAGCAGGCCUCGGAGCAGCAGGCCCGGGCCGAGGGCGCCCUGGAGCCUGGGUGUCACAAGCACAGUGUGGAGGUUGCCAGGAGAGGGUCCUUGCCAUCCCACCUCCAGCUCGCAGACCCGCAGGGUUCCUGGCAGGAGCAGCUUGCUGCCCCAGAAGAGGGGGAGACCAAAAUAGCGCUGGAGAGAGAGAAGGAUGACAUGGAAACCAAACUUCUACAUCUGGAAGACGUCGUCCGGGCUCUGGAGAAACAUGUAGAUUUGAGAGAGAACGACAGACUGGAGUUCCAUAGACUUUCUGAAGAAAACACUUUGUUGAAAAACGAUCUGGGAAGGGUUCGGCAAGAGCUUGAAGCUGCAGAAAGUACUCACGAUGCACAGAGGAAGGAAAUUGAGGUUUUAAAGAAAGACAAGGAAAAGGCCUGCUCUGAGAUGGAGGUGCUCAACAGACAGAAUCAGAACUACAAGGAUCAAUUAUCCCAGCUCAAUGUCAGGGUUCUUCAACUGGGACAGGAGGCUUCUACCCACCAGGCCCAAAACGAGGAGCAUCGUGUGACCAUUCAGAUGUUAACACAGAGCCUGGAGGAGGUGGUUCGCAGUGGGCAGCAGCAGAGUGACCAAAUCCAAAAACUUAGAGUUGAACUUGAAUGCCUGAAUCAGGAACAUCAGAGCCUGCAGCUGCCAUGGUCAGAGCUGACCCAGACCCUUGAGGAAAGUCAAGACCAGGUGCAGGGAGCUCACCUGAGGCUGAGGCAGGCCCAGGCCCAGCACUUGCAGGAGGUCCGGCUGGUGCCCCAGGACCGUGUGGCCGAGCUGCAUCGCCUGCUCAGCCUUCAGGGAGAGCAGGCCAGGAGGCGCCUGGAUGCACAGCGGGAAGAACAUGAGAAACAGCUGAAAGCCACAGAAGAGCGGGUGGAAGAGGCGGAGAUGAUUCUGAAGAAUAUGGAAAUGCUCCUCCAAGAGAAAGUGGAUAAGCUGAAGGAGCAGUUUGAAAAGAACACGAAGUCCGACCUGCUGCUGAAGGAGCUGUACGUGGAGAACGCCCACCUGGUGAGAGCACUUCAGGCCACCGAGGAGAAGCAGCGAGGCGCCGAGAAACAAAGCCGCCUCUUGGAAGAAAAAGUUCGCGCUCUCAACAAACUCGUCAGUAGGAUUGCCCCCGCAGCCCUCUCUGUGUAAAGACAGAUUAUUUUCUAGGAUUCAUUCGAAAGCACAUCUUUUAAAUUAAGCCACUGUGCUGCCUUAGAUUCCGUGGGUCAUGAGCCAUGAGUCCUGGGACAUCUGAGGAUUGGGAUUCUUUGUUCACCCCGCAGAUAGUUAAUGAAUGGUCUGCCCUGGGCAAGAUGGAGGUGGGGGCUGGGGGAAUAUGCAUGUUGCAGAAGCCGGCGUUUUUAUUAGCGGUCCUGAGUAAUUUCCCUUGGCAAAAUUCCCAGUUUUGCCACUCUCUGGAGCCAGAUCCUGGGAGCUGUCAGCAAGGAGCAGGUAAGUGAGCAGUUAUGGACAGCACUUUCCAUGUGGUGCUUCCGACCCUGGCUGUCAGAGUGAAAUGUAAAGUCAGGGCUCUGUACAGUUUUGCCAUUUCACUGUUCUGCUUUAAGCUUAGCUUAUUAGAACUCUUGGUGGAGGGUGCGUACACACAUUCCAGAAAAGGCUUCACUCGCUGGGAACGUCAACCCAGCGAGAAAGGAGGGGAAGCCCCUUCUCCGGGGACCUUAUCUGUGGACUCAGGAAUGAUGGUGUUUAUUGCAAAUGCACAAUCUUUUUCCCAUUGAAAUGUCAUCACACUGGAAAUUGUACUAUAUGUAAAAAAAAAAAAAAGUAUAGUUUUAUAUUUGAAAUGUAUGCAAAUUAUGGCCAUAUGGCUGAUUGGAAUGUACUACUGUAAUAUAAAAAGUCACUGUAUUUGCAAUAAAUUCUUUUCUAUUAAAAUUGA